This is a messenger RNA of Marmota flaviventris (yellow-bellied marmot), 2719 nucleotides long. It is a transcript of the gene Agfg2, whose product is annotated as ArfGAP with FG repeats 2. The record is from RefSeq and is a predicted model, not a curated record. Gene Ontology annotation, cellular component: cytoplasm; cytoplasmic vesicle; membrane. Gene Ontology annotation, biological process: spermatid nucleus differentiation; acrosome assembly; intermediate filament organization. Lineage: Eukaryota; Metazoa; Chordata; Mammalia; Rodentia; Sciuridae. Gene Ontology annotation, molecular function: GTPase activator activity.
UCAGGGUUGCUGGGCGUGCGAAGGCGGCGGAGGCGGGAAGGUGGCAGUGGUUGAAGGAGCGAUUCCCGAGUUGUGGGGAGGAGGUCGGAGGGAGGUGGGCAGCGAUGGUGAUGGCGGCCAAAAAGGGCCCAGGCCCGGGUGGCGGAGUCGGCGGGGGAAAGGCGGAGGCGGAGGCGUCCUCGGAGGUGUGGUGCCGCCGGGUGCGGGAGCUGGGUGCCUGCAGCCAGGCCGGGAACCGCCACUGCUUCGAGUGCGCCCAGCGCGGGGUCACCUACGUGGAUAUCACCGUGGGCAGCUUCGUCUGCACCACCUGCUCCGGCCUCCUGAGAGGCCUGAACCCCCCUCAUCGUGUCAAGUCCAUCUCCAUGACAACUUUCACAGAGCCUGAAGUAGUAUUUCUACAGUCUCGUGGAAAUGAGGUUUGCAGAAAGAUUUGGCUGGGUCUUUUUGAUGCUCGGACAUCUUUAAUACCAGACUCUAGAGAUCCUCAGAAGGUGAAGGAGUUUCUCCAGGAAAAAUACGAGAAGAAAAGAUGGUAUGUCCCCCCAGACCAAGUCAAGGGGCCCACUUAUACCAAAGGCAGUGCCUCCACCCCCGUCCAGGGUUCCAUCCCAGAAGGGAAGCCCCUUCGGACACAUCUGGGGGAUCCUGUGCCACCUCUCUUGGAUGCUGCCUCCACUUCAAGCCAGUCUGUCAGCCAAUCUCAGGCUCGGCCAGCCCAGGCCCGGACCUCCCAGCCUCCUCCUCAUUCUUGCACCAAGAAAGCCAGCACCGACCUGCUGGCUGACAUCGGUGGAGACCCUUUUGCUGCUCCCCAGGCAGUACCUGCUUUUGCGGCAUUCCCAGCCUUUGGGGUCCAGACACCUACCCAUGGAGGUUUUGCCAACUUUGAUGCCUUUGGCAGCAGCCCUGGCUCCUCUGCCUUCGGAAGCCUCCCUCCAGCGGGCCAGUCCCUGUUCCAGACCCAGCCAACCCCAGCAGCCAGUCGGAUGCUAACUGGAAGCUGCAGCUUUGGGAGUAGCCAGUCAGCUCCGUUUGCUGCCGCUCCUCUUGCAGCUGCCAGCCAGCCCAAUAGCCUCACAGAUGUGGGCAGCCUCCUGGGACCUGGAGUGUCAGCUGGAGGUGUCCCUGGCAGCAUCUUCGGGAUGGCUGGUCAGGUCCCCACCCUCCAGUCUGCCACACCUGGCGGCAGCAGCAGCAACACAAGCCUUGCCUUUGGAGCCUUCACCAAUCCUUUCACCGCCCCCGCCCAGCUCCAGCUGCCUUCCACCAACCCGUUCCAGCCCAAUGGCCUGGCCCCAGGACCUGGCUUUGGGAUGAGCAGUGCUGGGCCUGGUUUCCCCCAGCCAGUGCCACCCACGGGGGCCUUUGCCAGCACCUUCCCCCCAACACUGUUUCCCCCACAAACCUCACUGGCUCAGCAGCAAAAUGGCUCCUCCUUUGGGGACUUAGGAUCUGCCAAGCUGGGACAGAGGCCACUGAGCCAGCCAGCGGGGAUCUCUACCAACCCCUUCAUGACUGGAAGCUCAUCGAGUCCAUUUGCCUCCAAACCUCCAACCACAAAUCCAUUCUUGUAGCACUGUGUCUUGGGGGCCCUCUUCCCUGCUUCCUGGGGCCCCUCUGCUCCCUAGAGCUCUGGUGACCACUUGCCUGUGGGCAUCUCUAUGGAUUUGAGACCAGAAAGGGCCUGGUUUGCAGGGCAGGGGCCCUGGGGAAGGUGGAGGUGCUAAUGCUUUGCUUGGGGCUUCCAGAUGAAUCUGUCUUGGGUCAGCCACCCAGAAGCUUCCUCCCUUCUCCCUCUGCCAGCUCCUUCCCAGCAGGAGGCCCAGGAGGACUGAAGGCAGGGCUGGCCUGGAGGAGCCAUGGCGGUGUGUUUUUUUUUCAAAUUAUGAAUUAUGAAGACAACCCUCCUCCCCUGCCCUUGGCAUAUACAUGGAGCUCCCUGAAGACUGAGGAGGUCGCGGGCAUGGCCUGGAUGGCCUUCCCCGUAGGACCCACGCUUGCGCCAUACCCAGCUCUCCAACACUGUGCUUCUCCUGGACACUACUGCAGUGGGGAAAGCAGGGGAAAGAUGAGGCAUGGCAAUGGUGUGGGAGGGCGGCCAGACAGCCCAGUGCCCUUGGUGCCCUGGCGGGGCCACACCUGCUUCUGUCCACUUCCUUUUUUUGCUUCCCCAGCUCAUCCAGUCCUGGCACUCAGGAGGCUAGUUUUACCUGCAUACUGACACAUGCCCAACUCUGUCAAGCACUUUAGUUAGCCGUUGGUGUCAUGUUUGGAUACCAGUGUUUUAUAUUUAUACAUAGAGAGAAUUUUCUAAUAUAGCCUAUUAUAUAUAUAUAAAUAUAUGUACACAUAUAUAUGCACAUACAUAGACACACACCCAGCUGUGCUGCCUCUCCCAGACAGCUCUUUAACAUGGGGAGUGGGAGAAAUCCCCAUUUGUGCCUGGACCACCAACACUGAGGUCCCAGGGAAUGGGGGGAGGGCAGCCAUGUGUCCUGACCACCCCAGAGCCUGGGUUUUUCCAGGGAAAGGCUUCAUGCAAUUGACUGGGACUUGUUUUUUUGUUUUGUUUUCCUUUCUUUUUCCACAUGCCUCACCCCCUACCAAAUCUCUGCACCAAAGCUCGUUGCAGGCAAUGUUAGAAAGAACUGCAUUUGAAAGUAAAGGAAAUGGCUCUCUGGUCUUGCUUUGGGCCAGCCUGAGGGAUCACAGGUCA